Hirundo rustica (Barn swallow) is the source of this 5911-nucleotide messenger RNA. RefSeq names its product ADAM metallopeptidase with thrombospondin type 1 motif 7 (gene ADAMTS7). Gene Ontology annotation, biological process: proteolysis; extracellular matrix organization. Gene Ontology annotation, cellular component: extracellular matrix. Gene Ontology annotation, molecular function: metalloendopeptidase activity. The transcript has 24 exons. The record is from RefSeq and is a predicted model, not a curated record. NCBI's taxonomy places the organism in Eukaryota, Metazoa, Chordata, Aves, Passeriformes, Hirundinidae. The coding region runs from base 2 to 5911 and encodes 1969 amino acids.
CAUGGCGGCCCCGGCCGCGCUGCUCCCGCUCCUGCCCCUCGUCCCCGUCGCGCUGGCGCUGGCCGCGGGCGGGGGCACGGCGGGGACAGAGCCGCUCUCCGGCAGCGACAUCGUCCAUCCCAUCAAGGUCGACGAGAGCGGAUCCUUCCUGUCCUACGACUUGUCCCACCGGGCCCUUCACCGGAGGUCUCCUGCCUCCAGGAGCAAGCUUCCCGCUUUCUAUGAGCUGCACUACAGAGGGCAGCCCCUGAAAUUCAACCUGAGCCUCAACAGGCACCUCCUGGCUCCGGGCUUUGUCAGCGAGAGGCGUUUCGGGGGCAUCGCCGGCGCCAAGAUCCGGCCCCACUCCUACAACUCCUGCCAUAUGAUCGGGGAGGUGCGGGGCCGGGCGCUGCAGGGCGGGCUGGCUGCCCUCAGCACCUGCGACGGCCUGAAAGGCGUGUUUCAGCUCAUGGACGAGGACUAUUUCAUCGAGCCCGUGUCCAGCAGCCCCCCGGAGGAGGGAGCAGCGCAGCCCCACAGGAUCUACAAGCGCCAGGUGCCCAAGGACAGCGGGGAGCAGGGCAGGAGAGCCCCGGCCCCGCGGGAGCCCUGCGGCGUGCGAGAGUCCCAGGGGAGCCUGGAGCGGUCCGAGAGGCGCAGGGAAAGGUGGGAGCAGAAGCAGCCCAGGAGGAGAAGGCUCCGGCAGCGCUCGGUCAGCAGGGAGAAAUGGGUGGAGACGCUGGUGGUGGCGGACACCAAGAUGGUGGAGUUCCACGGCAGUGACAACAUCGAGAAGUACGUGCUGACCGUCAUGAACAUGGUGGCCGGGCUGUUCCACCACGCCAGCAUCGGGAACCCCAUCAACAUCGCCAUAGUGCGGCUCAUCCUGCUGGAGCACGAGGAGGAGGACCUGAAGAUCUCCCACCACGCAGACAACACCUUGAAAAGCUUCUGCAAGUGGCAGAAGAGCAUCAACGUGAAGGGAGACUCGCACCCCCUGCACCACGACGUCGCCGUCCUGCUCACCAGGAAGGACAUCUGUGCUGCCAUGAACAGGCCCUGUGAGACCUUGGGGCUGUCCCACGUGGCCGGGAUGUGCCAACCCCACCGGAGCUGCAACAUCAACGAGGACACGGGGCUGCCCCUCGCCUUCACCGUGGCCCACGAGCUCGGACACAGUUUUGGGAUUCAGCAUGAUGGAAGCAGCAAUGACUGUGAGCCAGUUGGGAAAAGACCUUUCAUCAUGUCUCCACAGCUCCUGUAUGACACGUCCCCACUCACCUGGUCCCGCUGCAGCCGCGAGUACAUCACACGCUUCCUAGACCGGGGCUGGGGGCUGUGCCUGGAUGAUCCCCCGGCCCGGGAGGUGCUGGAUUUCCCCCUGGUGCCCCCGGGGGUCCUGUACGACGUGGGCCACCAGUGCCGGCUGCAGUACGGCCCCUACUCCACCUUCUGCGACGAUAUGGAUAGCGUCUGCAACACGCUGUGGUGCACGGUGGGGAACACGUGUCACUCCAAGCUGGACGCGGCUGUGGACGGCACGGCGUGUGGGGACAGCAAGUGGUGCUUCAACGGCGAGUGCGUCCCCGUGGGAUUCCGGCCCCAGCCCAUCGACGGCGGCUGGGGCUCCUGGAGCUCCUGGGCCUCGUGCUCCCGCAGCUGCGGCGCAGGAGUGCAGAGCGCUGAGAGGCACUGCAGCCACCCCACGCCCAAGUACGGGGGCCGGUACUGCCUGGGGGAGCGGAAGCGGUUCCGGAUCUGCAACGCGCGGCGCUGCCCGCCGGACGGGCCCUCCUUCCGCCAGGUGCAGUGCAGCCAGUUCAACCCCAUGCCCUACAAGGGGAAGCUCUACAAGUGGACGCCGGUGCCCAACAGCGCGAGCCCCUGCGAGCUGCACUGCCGGCCCGAGCACGAGUACUUUGCGGAGAAGCUGCGGGACGCGGUGGUGGACGGGACGCCCUGCUACGACGGCGACGCCAGCCGCGACGUCUGCAUCAACGGCAUCUGCAAGAACGUGGGCUGUGACUACGAGAUCGACUCGCACGCCGUGGAGGAUCGCUGCGGGGUGUGCCACGGCGACGGCUCCACCUGCCACACCGUGCACAAAACCUUCGAGGACAGCGAGGGGCUGGGUUACGUCGACAUCGGGAUUAUCCCCGUGGGAGCCCGCGAGAUCCGGAUUGAAGAAGUGGCAGAAGCCGGGAAUUUCCUGGCGCUGCGGAGCGAGGACCCGGAGAAGUAUUUCCUGAACGGUGGCUGGACCAUCCAGUGGAACGGGGACUACAGGGUGGCAGGGACCACCUUCACCUACAAGAGGACAGGGAACUGGGAGAACCUCACCUCUCCGGGGCCGACCGUGGAGCCCGUGUGGAUCCAGCUGCUGUUCCAGGAGACCAACCCCGGGGUGAGGUACCAGUACACGAUCCAGCGCCCGGCCGACAGCGAGAACGAGAUCGAGCAGCCCGAGUUCCUGUGGCGCUUCGGCUCCUGGACCAGCUGCACGGCCACCUGCGGCACAGGGGUGCAGCGGCAGGCGGUGCACUGCGUGGAGAGGCUGGCGGGCCUGGUGGAGGAGCGCUUCUGCGACGCGCUCACACGCCCCGACGACCAGCAGCGCACCUGCAGCGAGGAGCCCUGCCCGGCCAGGUGGUGGGUGGCGGAGUGGCAGCCGUGCUCGGCCUCGUGCGGCGGCGCGGGGCUGAUGAAGAGGACGGUGCUGUGCAUCCAGAGCGUGGGGCUGGACGAGCAGAGGGCGCUGCCACCGGCGCACUGCCAGCACCUCCCCCGGCCCCCCGCCGCCGCGCCCUGUCACCCCGAGGUGCCCUGUCCCUCCCCGUGGGCCGCGGGGAACUGGUCUGAGUGCUCCGUGACCUGUGGGAACGGGACCCAGCGGCGCCCUGUGCUCUGCAGCAACAGCACCGGGGCCGCGUGCGACCCUGCCCAGAGACCCGGCGCCGCCAGGCCCUGCUCCCUGCCGCCCUGCCACCAGGGCUGGGACACGGACUGGUCUGGCAGCGGCUCCUCCAGCAGGGAGGUGUUCGAUGAGAUCCAUUACAUCCCCAGCAACCACAUUCCUGAAUUCAGCCCCUUAGUCCCAAACGUCCCGGAGUCCAACGACGUCAACGUCAUCGCCGAGGAGGACUUCUCGGCCAGGAAGGGAAACGUCUUUGUGGACGAUUUUUACUACGAUUAUAACUUCAUCAACUUCCACGAGGAUCUCUCUUACUACCCCUUCACGGAGAAGGAGCCCAAAGGCGAGGAGCCGGGCGCUGGUGGCACGGAGGGGCCCCGGGAGCUGCCCACCGAGGCCCUGCUCCCCCGCCAGCUGGGAGGGGACGGCGAGGAGCGCCCGGGCACCCAGCAGGAAAACGCUUCUGCUCCUGCGGAGGGGCGAGACACAGAGCGCGGGGAUGCAGCCACGAGGGACCUCCUGAGCGUGCUCCCCGAGGAUGUGGGAUCUGCCACCCCCAGAUCCACCACCCCUGGCUUGUUGGGUGAGGAGGAGGAGGAGGAGGAGGAAGCAGCGCUCGUGCCCCGCUCUGGGCACCGCCUGCCCACCCAGAGCUCCGUGAGCCACGGCCAGCAGCCCUGGGAUGAGCCCCGCAGAGCUGUGCCCACCAGAACCAGCCUUGGGCAGGAUGGCCCCGCUCCCUGGGGUCCCCACCCGCUGCCCACGGCGUCCCCUGGGCCGGGAGCACGGGGCCGUGUGGGCACAGAGGGACACGGCACGGCCAGCUCUGCAGGGACAGGCCACCAGGACUCCAGGGACACGGCUCUGGCCAUCGGCGGUGACAGCAACGGCGCAGCCCCGCAGCCCACGGGGCGGCACGGGCGGGCGGGAGCGGCAGAGGGGGUGCUGGGCACGCAGGCCGGAGGGCAGUCCCGGGGGAUGGAGAGGGCAGAUCUCGCCUUGCCCACCCCGCAGGUCCCGGGCUGGGAGGCGGCAGGGAGCGCUGGCAGCCCCCAGCCUGCCGUGAGCCCCCCUCCUGCGGGUGCUGAGGGGGCUCCCGUGGGAUGGGGAGGGCACCGGCCAGAGCUGCACGCCCCCAGAGCCCCCGGCUCGCCCCCCUGGGUGGCCACGGCAGCCCCUGCGGUGUCCCUGUCCCCCGCCCUGCCCACGCCGGCCCCCCGGGUCACCCCCAUGCUGCAGGAUGCCCCGGGCCCAGCCGUGGGCACUGCCCCGGCUCACGGCACACCUGCCCACACAGCAGGGUCCCCCCGGGAAUGGGGGACAGAGGGGGUGACCCAGCACCCGGAUCCGGCAUCGCCCCGCACCCAGCUGAGCGCCCGUGGGACCCCUCUCAGAGUCACUGCGCCGAGGGAGCCCUCACCAUGGACACCCCCGUGGGUACCCCCAGGGACACCAUGGACACCCCCAGGGACACCAUGGACACCCCCAGGGACACCAUGGAUACCCCCAGGGACAUCACUGAGAGAGCCCUCACCAUGGACACCCCCAGAGACACCAUGGACGCCCCUAGAGGCACCACCGAGGGAGCCCUCACCAUGGACACCCCCGUGGACACCCCCAGAGACACCAUGGACACCCCCAGGGACACCACCGAGGCAGCCCUCACCAUGGAAAUUCCCAAGGACACCCCCAGAGACACCAUGGACACCCCCAGGGACAUCACUGAGAGAGCCCUCACCAUGGAAACCCCCCGAGACACCAUGGAUACCCCCAGAGACACCACCGAGGGAGCCCUCACCAUGGACACCCCCGUGGACACCCCCAGAGACACCAUGGACACCCCCAGGGACACCACCGAGGCAGCCCUCACCAUGGAAACCCCCAGGAACACCCCCAGAGACAUCACUGAGAGAGCCCUCACCAUGGAAACCCCCUGAGACACCAUGGACACCCGCAGGGACACCCCCAGGGACACCAUGGAUACCCCCAGGGACACCUCUGAGGGAACCCUCACCAUGGACACCCCCAGAGACACCAUGGACGCCCCCAGGGACAUCUGUCUCCAGUGCUGGGGGGCACGAGUUGUCCCAGCCCACCCCUUUGCCCCCCGUGCUCUGGGAGAAGGGGCUGGAAGAGGAGGAGGAGGAGGAGGAGGCUCUGCUUCCACCAUCGACCAGCUCAGCAGCCGCUGCCAAGCCCAGCUGGGAGGUCGGGAACUGGAGCGAGUGCUCGGCCACGUGCGGCGUGGGCGCGGUGUGGAGGCCGGUGCGCUGCAGCAGCGGCGGCGGCGGCUGCGCCGUGGCAGACAGGCCGGUCCCUGCCCGCCGCUGCUCCCUCAGACCCUGCUCGUCCUGGCGUGUGGGCAGCUGGAGCAAGUGCUCCAGGAGCUGCGGCGGGGGCACCAAGGUUCGGGACGUUCACUGCGUGGACACCAGAGACCAGCGGCUGCUGCGGCCGUUCCACUGCCGGGCCGGGCUGGCGCAGCCGCCGGCGCAGCUGCCGUGCCGCGCCGCGCCCUGCCUGGCCUGGUACACGUCCUCCUGGAGAGAGUGCUCGGAGCCCUGCGGUGGCGGGGAGCAGGCGCGCCUGGUGACGUGCCCGGAGCCGGGGCGCUGCGAGGAGACAUCGAGGCCCAACAGCACCCGGCCCUGCAACAGCCAGCCCUGCACCACCUGGGUGGUGGGAUCCUGGGGCCAGUGCUCGGCUCCCUGCGGAGGGGGCAUCCAGCGGCGCCAGGUGAAGUGCAUGGACACCAGGACGGGCGUGGCCGAGGAGGACAGCAGCCUGUGUGACCACGAGCCCUGGCCGGACAGCACCCAGAAGUGCAACCCGCAGGACUGCGACAGCCCCGAGCCGGGCGUCCCCUGCGAGCGCGACCGCCUGACCUUCGCCUUCUGCCAGACGCUGCGGCUGCUGGGCAGGUGCCACCUGCCCACGGUGCGGGUGCAGUGCUGCCGGAGCUGCGGCCGGCGCGGGCUGCCGGCAGCGCCCGGCCACCUGCGCCUCUCCCGGAGGUGA